AAUAUAACGGUGAUUUUGUAGACAAAUAUUUAAMAGCAUAAAAAAUUGCAUUGAUUACACAUAUAUGUAUAGUAUAACCAAAUGUAUAACCGAUUUAAUACCCGAAAUUAUUGAAAUUAAAUGAAAAUUUGUGAGUUCUGCUGCCGUUUAACGCAAAGCACAACCCGUGGAGUUCACAGCGCAUUACAACGGUGAUCAUGCGGCGACUGUGGCAAUUCGUUAUUUAUGCCACAAUACUCUCUUUGUGCGAGGUUUGCAACGGCACAACGGCAAAACCUUACACAGAAGAUGAAACAACGACAAUAAUACCAGUUACAACAACAACGAACGCAAAUACGUUUGAAACGACAACGUUAACAACAGCAACUAAUUUAUCAGAACCAUUGCCCAUAUUAGCAGCGAAAUUGGUGCGACAACGUCGGCAACACCCGUACACCGUUAUAAGGCAUGUGGUGCGGUCCUCGAAGCGCGGCACGAAGUCACGGCGACGUCAGAAGUGGCCAAAAUACAAAUAUGGACCACCAAAUUACAGCAUCGAUCACCCAAUCACUUACUACAAGCCAACGAAACAAUAUUUACCCGAGAUAGCAGAGCCACCGAAAUAUUCGUCAAUCGACGAAUUGGAUUUGACAAAUCACUUUAAUUUCGCCGAUUAUGAUGGGCAUGCACAAAAGGGUAAUCACUAUGAAGAUCAAACCAUGGAUUUGGAUUUCUACAGCAAUACGGACCACUCGUUUCCGGAAGAGCCUAAAGUCACACAUAUAGAAUACAGCACAUAUGAUGCGAAGAAAGAGGUGCCGACCUAUUCGUAUACGUCGACCAAAACGGAAAUUAGAAAGCCAUAUUUGAAAGUGCAAAGCUACAAAGGACCGAAGCAUCAUGGCGGCGGAUAUGAAAUGUCAAGCAGCAGCAGCGGAGAUUCGGGUUACGAGGAUACGCACUCGUUCAUACCACCCGACAAUGUGUACGACAUGCACCCGCUGAGCAGCUACGAUACGCCUUCGCCACAGCAUGACGGCAAUUAUUACGACUACACACCAGUAGACACUAGUUCGCAUUCGAACACGCAUAUACCGGCCGCAAAGUAUGGCGUACCAGAUACGAAUAUACCGGUACUUUUCACACCACCAGCCAAGCAACCGGAUUAUCACGCCCCAAAGCCAACAGCCGCCGAUAGCUAUAGCAUUUAUGAUAAGAAAAUACCAAAUGCGGGCUAUAACUCGGUGAAAACAUCAGGUCAUACUAGCUUUGCCGAACCACCGCCGAAAACCAAUGUCGAGAUCACCUAUUCACCUUCUUAUGAGAUCACCUUACCACCAUCGAAUCAUAAGCCUACAGCGGUAGAAGAUUAUCGACCAGUACCUGGCCACUUUGCUGAGCCGCCAGCAGAGCCGACGCCUUCUUAUCAUCCACCCAAAACAUCGGGGUAUCGACCCACAACUACGUAUCGAAUACCUGAAACCCCAGCACCACCUGCAUAUAGUCCAACUCCACCACCCCCUCCUCCGCCAUCUUAUCACCCGCCUGAGACGCAUGAUCCACCUGAGUCACAUGCACCUCCAUCAUAUGAUAUACCCGAAUCACAUGAAAUUGCUUCUUAUGAAGAAACCGAUUUGCAUGAGCCGCCAUCUUAUCAAUCACCCGAUAUACAUGCGCCCACAUCUUAUGAGGUGCCUGAAUUGCCCCAAGAUCCACCUUCAUAUCAGCCUCCUGAGCCACCAAUACAUCCGCCGUCAAGUGGUUUUGAAGUGCCCGCGCCACAUCCGCCGCCAGCAUACAGCGCACCCGAGCCACCUCAACCACCAUCUACCUAUGACCCACCCGACCCAAACCUCCCAAGUCCAUCCGUGCCUUCGCAGUAUCCACAGCCUGACUACAUAUCACCCUCGAAUAAUUUGCCCAUUAACUCUAAAUAUAUGCCGCCAGCAUAUGACUACCCAAGAUCGAGUUAUGAAGUACCCAUAUAUGACCCGAUUCCUUUCGAGGCAUCGAACAACGAUGAACACGAAACAUAUCCGCCGCACACAUUCGAGAAUCAGCACAUCGACAAUCACGCACAAUCGGCAUCCUCACCCAUACCAACCGCCGAUGCACCAGCAACGCGUCACCCUGCGAAUAAAUUAAAUACGCCAUCACCUACAACAAUUACGAAGGCAUUUAAAGUGAAAACCAAACGUAAGCGUUUGCGUAAUAGCACACCGGCUGUCACCACCAAACAUAUAUUGGACGCGCCCGAAUUGGAGGAGGCAUUCGAGGCAGGUCAACGUCAUAAGAACCAAUUGGCGCUAAGCCCCGACACUGUCGUCAAUGAAUCCAAUUACGUGGAGGCACAACGCCAUGACGAACCCAACUAUUUCUUGCCCACUAUCACGCCGGAUGUGGGGAACGAUAACAGUUACGUUAGUACCGCAUGGAAUCCCAUACGUAUACGUGCCGCAAGUACGCCCACAGCACUACCUGCCGUUACGGCAACGAAGGCUCAGACAGCCUCGGUA
Molecule: messenger RNA, 2495 nt
Organism: Bactrocera latifrons
Lineage: Eukaryota; Metazoa; Arthropoda; Insecta; Diptera; Tephritidae
Product: extensin-2-like
Source: RefSeq, a predicted model, not a curated record